Messenger RNA from Bemisia tabaci, 6514 nucleotides. RefSeq names its product transducin-like enhancer protein 4. Lineage: Eukaryota; Metazoa; Arthropoda; Insecta; Hemiptera; Aleyrodidae. Gene Ontology annotation, molecular function: protein binding; transcription corepressor activity. Gene Ontology annotation, cellular component: nucleus; transcription regulator complex. Gene Ontology annotation, biological process: regulation of DNA-templated transcription; negative regulation of canonical Wnt signaling pathway. The record is from RefSeq and is a predicted model, not a curated record.
AGGCCCGCGCGGCGCGCCCCUCGCGUCGCCCCGACCCGGCUUCGCUCCGCUUUAGUCGAGUUCAGAGCGCGCAUCGGGAAGCAUCUUCGCGUCGCAUCACCAGCGCUUCCCGCCCGUUGGAUAACUUCAUUCCCCUCAAAGUUUUAGUGUUUUUAGUGCAGCAAAUCUGUGGAUAAGUGUGGAUAAUUUUUCGCAUUGAUGUACCAGAAGAAUAAAUUGAUGCUAGUGCGACAAGGUGUUUAAUUGUGUUUGGUACUGGUGUGGUGAUAUCACUACUUUCAAACUGUGUGAGUGUAUCAAAGUGUUGUGCAAGAAAGGAUAUAAAAGCCAGUGACUGCAGUUUUCUCGGAGUCUAAGAAAGGAUAAUGUUUUGCUGACAUCUGCCAUGUACCCAGCCCCUGGCAUGAACGCUGCAGCUGUUGCUGCCGCUGCUCGGCACCCUGGACCUCCGCAGCCGGGGCAGCCUUUCAAAUUCACAGUCGGAGAAUCAUGCGAUCGGAUAAAAGAAGAAUUCAACUUCCUACAAGCUCAAUAUCACAAUGUAAAAAUGGAAAUAGAAAAAAUAGCUCAAGAAAAAACGGAAAUGCAACGACAUUACGUUAUGUACUACGAGAUGUCCUACGGUCUCAACGUGGAAAUGCACAAACAGACUGAAAUAGCCAAGAGACUGAAUGCCAUUAUUGCACAAAUUAUUCCUUUCCUUGCUCAAGAGCACCAGCAACAAGUCGCCACGGCCGUCGAAAGGGCGAAACAGGUCACAAUGACAGAGCUCAACGCUAUUAUCGGACAACAACGCCCAGACCUGCCGCGACUAUUGCAACAAAUGCACGCGCAGCAGUUACCUCACACGGCGCACCCGCCACCACUGCCGAUGAUGCCUCACCCGGGCCUCCCGGGGCCCCCGGCCACGGCGGCCAGCCUCCUCGGCCUCUCCGGGGCCCUGCCCGGACCGGCAGCCCACCCCCUCAGCAUGCUCGCCGCCAAGUCCGAACUCCACCGCGAGGAGAAAGCGCCCAGCGGUCUCAACUCCGCGGACGAGCGACAUAGGAAUUCGAUAUCACCUGUUGAACGGGAAAAAUAUAGACCCCGGAGUUCUCCUGAAGUAGAGCAUAAAAAAGUUAAAAAAGAAGAAAAAGACUGCCAUGCCAGUGAUGGAGAGAAAAGUGAUCAAGACUUAGUGGUUGAUGAUGCUAGUGAGGAUCCUAUCUCUCCUCCUAAUGGCACUGCCUCUCCUAGAGAAAAUGGCAUAGACAAAAUAGUACCUAAGAAAGAACACAUAGGACCUCAUAGUCCAAGAAGUGGAACCAGCUCAAAUGCAAGCACACCAUCGGCAAAGAAAAUGGAGGAAAAACCAACAACCCCAAUUUCCAAAUCUGUAACCCCAACCAGCGGCGGAAGUGCAAGUAGCAUCGUCGGAGGACCCUCCUCAGCUCUGAAACCUCUUGUCAAACCCCCUGCUCUAUCGCAAUAUCCGCACUAUUUAGCAGGUGCUGCACCUCAUGAGUUACAAGCUGCCAGUGCAUAUGGAGCUUUGCACAAUAAUUUAGCACCAACUCUCAACAACUAUCCCAGACCUCCCUUAGUUGGUUAUGACCCUCAUUCAACGAUGAGAGCUCCCCUUGGACCAGCACUCAGUGGGAUUCCAGGAGGAAAGCCAGCCUAUUCUUUUUUUGUGAGCGCUGAAGGACAAAUGCAACCUGUUCCAUUUCCACCCGACGCAUUGAUUGGGCCGGGAAUCCCUCGCCAUGCAAGGCAGAUUAAUACAUUAUCGCACGGUGAGGUAGUCUGUGCUGUGACCAUUAGUAAUCCCACCAAAUAUGUUUACACGGGAGGCAAAGGCUGUGUCAAAGUGUGGGAUAUCAGCCAGCCUGGCUCGAAGACCCCUGUAUCUCAGUUAGACUGUUUGCAACGGGACAACUAUAUAAGAUCUGUCAAGCUGCUACCUGAUGGGCGGACAUUAAUUGUCGGUGGUGAAGCUAGUAAUUUAAGUAUAUGGGAUCUUGCGUCUCCGACACCUAGGAUCAAAGCAGAACUCACCUCUAGUGCUCCAGCCUGUUAUGCCUUAGCCAUUAGUCCAGACUCCAAGGUUUGCUUUAGUUGUUGUUCAGACGGCAACAUCGCCGUUUGGGAUCUCCACAAUGAAACGUUGGUGCGACAGUUUCAAGGUCACACUGACGGCGCUUCUUGCAUUGAUAUUUCUGCCGACGGCACAAAACUGUGGACGGGCGGUCUCGACAAUACUGUUCGAUCCUGGGAUCUGCGUGAGGGUCGGCAGUUGGAGCAGCAUGACUUUUCGUCUCAGAUAUUCUCAUUAGGAUAUUGUCCAACGGGCGAAUGGUUAGCGGUUGGUAUGGAGAAUAGCAAUGUUGAAGUCUUGCACGCCCACAAGGCAGACAAGUAUCAACUGCACCUGCACGAAUCUUGUGUUCUAUCUUUGCGCUUUGCGGCCUGUGGGAAAUGGUUUGUCUCCACAGGCAAAGACAACCUCCUCAAUGCAUGGCGAACGCCAUACGGUGCUUCAAUAUUCCAGUCGAAAGAAUCGUCUUCUGUGCUUAGUUGUGAUAUAUCUGCCGAUGACAAGUACAUAGUCACGGGUUCAGGUGACAAGAAAGCGACUGUCUAUGAAGUCAUCUACUGAUCUGGGAACAAAGUCCGACCAGAUUUUAUUCUGCAGUACAACAGCCAAUCCAAUCUCAGCUUUUAAUUUGCUUUUAAUUAUUUUUACUUGAUUUUACCACCUGUUUUAUUGAAUGUUCCUUGCAAUUGGACUCUGGCAGUGCAGAUUUGGUUUUCAUUUUAGAAAAUACUAAUUUUCCCAUUCCUUUGAUAUACCUCCCGACAAGGCAGGUCUAAAAAUUGGCUUUUGAUCUUGUUCGGAAUGGUUCGUUAAAAAAAAAAAAAAAAAAAAAAAAAAAAAAAAAAAAAAAAAAAGAGCGAAUCUGAGAAACCAUUUCCAACUGCACUGUUGGAGGACAGUUGUCAUUGGUUUCUCUCUAGUCUGUGUUCUCUUCUCCUGUCCUCACUGAAUUCGGUGAGCUGAUUCAAGAGACAAAUUGUGAACAUUUCAAUAAUUUUAUUGGGGCUUGAAAGUGAUGUGGAUCGUUACAGAAAGCCUAUUUUUACGUCCUCUUUUCCAGUGUUAUUUUUUUUUUUUUUUGUGAAUAAUUUUUUCUCUCGUUUUUAAUGGGAGCUGUUGUUAACUUUUGUCCUGUAAGCUGUAUCUAUCGUUACAUUAUGAGAACUAGAAUAUGAGCAUACCUAUGACGAAAGUUUCCAAGAGCCGCUUCUUUUAGAAGGCAAGUUACGUAUGUAUUGACACCCACUCUUUUAAUUCUCUGAUUUGUCAUCGUCAAGAGCUGAUUGCUCUUUCUUGUGAUAACCACUAGGAUUGAAUUUACCGCAGAUGAUGUACCUAAGCUCGUGAAUACUUUAUUUUCGCCCAAUGUAAAUUUUCACUCUGCAUUUCUUCUUUUUUUCUUCGAAUCGAGUUUUGAAUGUCAACAUUAUGAGUAAAAGACAGCUAAGCAGAGUCUGAAUUUUAGCAUCAUAUUCUAAUAAUCCUCUCCAAAAUUUGCAUAGGGAACAAUACAAGCGACAAAAUUUUUCGGAUCUAACGCCCAAGCAAGGUAUCCAUUUUCAUGUCAGUAAAUUAAAACAUGUAUCUCACUCUUGAAAGAACCAAAAUCCACUUGAGCUAAAUCAAACAUUAAGUAAAUUUUGGCAUGUUUCACAGUCCUUGAGAUUUCUGGUUGGAAUGUGUCAAUUUUCUCUCAAUAUAUUUGUAUUCUAAUUUUUCAUCCAACAGGAAAGGUUUCUUAAAUUGAAUACGCAAGUACUUCUUCACAGUUUUUUUAACCUAAGUAGAUUUUGAGUUUUCUUGUGAAUUGAACCUUUGAAGAUUCUGAAAUGAAGUCUACCCAGAAACAUUAGUAUUUAGUUUAAGGGUUGAUUUACAAUAAUACCACUGCAUGGGCAUGGAUCAAAUCGCUCCCUAGAAACAUUUGAUAAAUAGUAUUUAAUGUUUAAAAUGUAACAUAUUGCUGGAAUUCAAACCCUGUCUUGUGGUUUAUUUAGCUGCAAUUGAGGGAUAUUUGGACUUCAAUUUCCAAUUCAGAACUACAAUUUCUGGCUCAUCCAUAAAAACACUAAAGUACCUACCCAGGGAAACUAAUGAUCUAUACUUACAUUAUUUCUAAACCAGGCCAGUUCUGAAUUGCAAAAUGUAGUCCAUUUCUUUCUCUUCCUCUCAAGAUGAGUUGAGUCAUCUGCUGAAUUCAUGUUGUUUUGAUUAAAAUGUAGUAGUCCUCAAAUUCUAAGCCAUUGAUUGGUGAAGAACACUUUUCGAAGUGCUGAGAAGUCAUCUGUACCUGUUUCUUUGUUGAAUAUUGGAUGGAAUGAGCCAGAAUCAGCCUUACUCUAUCAGACGUUGCCUAAUUUCCUCCCUUGUUUUAUUCUUUCAACAGUUAAUCAAGUAAUUUUCUAAAUUGAAAUUAUGAAAGUUUAUUCUUGAUGAUCUAGAGUAAAUUAGGCCACCUGAAAUACAGUUAGGCUAAUUAUGGUUGAAGUAUCCAAAUGAGAGUAAUUGGCAAUUUUCUUGCUUGCUUUUAUGUAUUAUGAAAAUGAUCACGUGGGAAUGAAUUUUUUUAAAUAAUGAUGACAAAUUGAUUGGAGGUGAUUGUGUACGAGCAUUUUUUUUUCCUGUUGCGCCUAGCAAUACAAUCAACCAGGAGGGCAACUGAAAACUGUCAAAUGACCUUUAGAACAAUAUUCAUGGUGCUGUCUAUUGGGCAAUCAGACGAUAACAAUCAAAAAAAUCGCCUAUCAAGGAACUGUGCUGGUGAACUCGUCUAUACUCGACUGUUCCAGAAUGGAGUGACAAGUAUAUGAUCUCAUAGAUGCACACGUAUGAGUUAAGAAAGGGUUAACAUCAUAUUAAAAAUGAUCAUUCCGUGCAUUGCGGAUGAGGCAUCUGUAAACAAAAAAUUGUUGAGGAGGCAGGUCUAAGAUUUUUUACAGGAAUUUCAAAUAUUGAAUUUUUUGGAAUUCUCUUUCGGUUUUGUCGAGGCUCAUUUGAAAAAGAUAACUGAAAUGUCUGAAAUUCAACAACAAUAAGAGGGAUCAUCGGCUUUUCAUUCUAUUUCCAAAACGUAUAAUUAUGUAUUACCUAAUCCCAGAUUUUACCUUGUUGGGUCCAGUGUGUUAUUCCAGCGUCAGUACACUUUUUUUUUUUUACAGACGUUAUAUCAGUUUAAUUUUAAAAGUGUUCGUUAAUAAGGAAGUUCUAUGUGAAAACUACCUUUAUCAACAACAAAAAUAUAAAUGCCUGAAAACUAAGCAAAAUAAAUUGUUUUCUUCUUGCUAAAAGAAAUUAAUCUUAUUUCUUGAUUUUUAACCUUAUAAAUAUUUACUUCAAAGGGACCAGUUUAACUGGAAUCUGCGUAACUACAUCAGAUAUUGCCUAAUUUUCUCUGAUGUUCUUUCUUAACGUAUGAAAAUAAGCAAUGGUGAAAUUUUGUCAGUAUAUUUUUCAUAAUCUAGGGUAAAUUUACGUAAAAUUUAAAAAUUUUAAGUAGUUCAGUUCUUAAUUGAAAAAAUAUGAGAGAAAGUUAGGCCACAUGAAAUGCAUGUAUGAUGAAUCCAGCUAUUUUAUGAAGAGAAAACUUAAUCAUCGUCACUAACUGUGAUUUUCUGUGGCUCCUCUUGGUCCCAUCAUGAAUAUUUUUCAAAAAUUAAAGACAGUAAUAUUAAAUGCUUUAUUCUUGAAGAAAAAAUUAUAUGAGAGUAGAAACUUUUGAAUGUCGCAAUCGAGAUACUUGGUUGAUUGUUGUUAGUAUUUAUUUCAGCAAAUUCUAUGAAAGCCAUCGAAAGGUCAUCAAAUGUCUGUACACCCUCUUUCUGUUUCCUUUCCUAGUUAAAUAUUUCAAAUCUGCAAGCUGGUUGGCAUAGUUGUAACGUUUUCUUUGUAUAAUUUUAUUGAUGCCUCUCAAUUGUUUCUCUGUGCUUUCUUGUAGCUGCAUCAUUCUCAGCUUGAGCAUUUUGUUGUCUGAAUUUUUGGACUCUUUCUUUUUAUUUAUGAUUUGUGAUCCUGGAGUAAAAUGUCUCAAUGUGUCUUGUCUCAUUUCCUCCAAUGCACGAUGCAAUUUAUGAUAAAGUUUAAGUUUGUACUGCUGAAGCUCAAACUCAGAAUGAAAUGGCCACUUCAAAUUACAAUUGUUGUGCAUUACUUUUAAGCACUGGGUACGUACCUAACUACAUAAGUUCGUAAAUUGACAAGUAAAAGGUAAAGUAACAGAUCGUUUUUCUUUCUUUCUUUCUUUUUAUUGAUCUGUAAAUUUAGAUUAUGCAAUGGUUUGUGUUCCCAAAUUGCAAAUUAGUCAUUAGUUGAUGACUAUUUUGUUUAUAAAUCAAUUGUACAGCUGUUGUAGUAAAUAUUGUAAAUUUUUAUGGGAAACCAGUAAAUAUUUAAUACACAAUUCCUCAAUUGUGAAAUAAUAAUAAACAUUUUUAUUACUAA